AUGCUUGAAAAGAGACAGGAAGAAGUUUCACUAACGAACAUUAAACUUAAAUCAGUUAUGGAAUUACUCAAACGAACCACUACUCCAAAGUCAUUUACCAAGGCUUUCCGUAAUCACAUACGAAAACAAUCAAUAUCUAGAAAUGAUGAAGACAGAAAGGAAUCGGGACGAUCCUCUGAUGAUUUUAGUCCUAUCUAUGAUGAAGUAUUUGCCAGUGAGGAGAAGGAUGAAUUAUUUGUAGAACGUGAAAAGAUAAUUACUAGUGAAAUUGGAAAUGAGUUAGGAGGAGAUGCUCAAGCAUUAGAUGAUAAGAUUGAGAUGAUCACCUCGGAAAUUGCUUAUAUUAAUGCUAAGAUUCAUUCUUUACAAUUAAGUAUUGCCGGUGAAUAUAGCAAAGAAUCUGAAGAUAAAUCACGAAAGAAUAGUAUCAAGUCUAGUAAAAUUGAACGAAAUUUUGAUGAAUAUGAAAGUUAUACAAUAUUGGAAUCCUUCUUUAAGGAAAUUGUUGAUUCUCGAACUGGAGAUUGGUCUUGAUGAAUGACCUUAGAACAACAAGAAAAGACAAUUAUGGAUUUAAGAAAAACUUUAUUGGCCAUGAGAAGAGCUGCAGUUCUUACAACAAGUGAAUAUGAAAAGAAAAACAGAGAACUUGAAGAAGCUUUACGUCUCGGUGAAAGAUCACCAAGUCCAUCAACUCUGGAAAAGAGAGAAUUGCAGAUGGAUGAUAUUGAAAAUAGUACUUUCAAUGCCA
This is a messenger RNA of Rhizophagus irregularis DAOM 181602=DAOM 197198, 751 nucleotides long. The record is from RefSeq and is a predicted model, not a curated record. Lineage: Eukaryota; Fungi; Glomeromycota; Glomeromycetes; Glomerales; Glomeraceae.